CCAAGCCGAGCUGAGGUGGGCUUCGGGUUUCUUCAGCUCUUUCAGAAGAAUCCGAAAGAGAAGCUUUGAAGUGGCGCCGCUUUUUUUUCGGCUUCUUCGGCCAGGUUUUUGGUCUUUCAGUCGUUAUUUUGGCAGUCGAUCGCGCGGUUGCGGCUCAAAAAGAAGCGCGUUCGCCACUCAGCAUCCCCCAAAAAAAUAAUUUUUUAACGAUCUUGCAACAAGUGUACACAACCAAUUGACAUUUGGAAGUGCCCGUGGAGAAGGUGAGCUCAGGUAAUUAUGGCCGAACAGAAGCAGCUGGAAGUCAUGUCCAAUGAGACCUCAUCAGUCGGGGGAUUGAGACGCCAGCCCACCAAAUAUCCCCACGGCCUUAAUAUCACUGUUCAGACCAUCGAAGACACCGACAAUGAUGGAUCUCUGAAAGAUCCCAGUGACUACUCCCGCACCUCCAGCGAAUCGUGCUGGAGUGAAACGCAGAAAUACCACAUCGGAAUGCUUGGUAGCUCCGAGACCCUGGCUGAACUUCAAGUUCGUCGCUAUAAGUAUCCAUUGACUGCCAAUUAUUAUCUGAACGGCAAAUCGGUUAUGGACAGGCCCACACAGAAGCCCACACCCUGGAUGCUUUUGGGGUAUGCCAGACGGGCUUGCCGCUGGAAGUAUCUGCGAUGGCCCAUCAUCUUUGUGGCCAGUGUCUUGCUAUUUUUCGGACUGAUCACCUACUGCCUCUGGUUGCACGAUGUCAGUGUGGCAAGGGCCAAAUUCCUGCAGCGUCGCUACGAGGCCUCCCUAACAUCCACGAGUCCGACCAGCAACGAGCUUUGGGAUGAGGAAGUCACCAGCACCACUGAGCUAAGGGAACCCCAGGAAACCACACGAUUUCAGGAGGCGCACACGACAGAGACCGAUCAGUCCACAGAAUUGUCUGACAUUUCAAUCGACGAAGGAGAUGAAUAUCGCUUGGAGGAUAUCGCAGAAGGUGAUGGGGACUAUGAUGAUACUCUAUUGCCAGCGGAUAGUAUUCGAUUCACUUCCGGGCAUCAGAAUAGUUUCGGAGUGCCCAUCGAACAGGACAAGAGAAUACUGCAGUUGCUCAAAGAUCUGCUGCCCAAGCCCCAGGCGACUCCUGCCGGCAAUGAGCAGCCUUUGACCCGGGUCCCCACCCUGCCACCCCCCUCGCCGGCCAAUCUACGUCCCACAGAGGCCACGACCUUUACCACCACCCCCUCCACAACCAACAAUGGCUGUCAGUCGACUAUGCUGCCCAUGUGCCAGGGAGUCCUGGACUACGAUCUUACCAAUAUAAGGGAUGGAUCAGCACCGCGGGAUGCGAUGGCCAUGGCAACCUACCAGGAGCUCAUCCGGUCAAAUUGUUCGGCAAGGGCGGCAGAGUUUGUGUGCGCUGCCCUGGAACCCGAGUGCCGACCCUCAUACAUUGGCAACCUGCCGCCCUGCCGACGUAUUUGCAAAGCUAUAUUGGAGGCCUGCUCAGUGGCCAUAUCCAACUCGGAUGUCCUGAGUGAACUCUUUGACUGCAGCCUGUACCCCGAUUCCCAUGAGAGUCACAAGUGUGAGGAUCCCACCAAGCGGCGGGAUUAUUGCUAUGGAAAUGAGUUCCAAUGCCAUGAUGGCAGCUGUAUUCCUCAAACCUGGCAGUGCGACAAAAUCAAGGACUGCUCCGGUGGCGAGGACGAAGAUGAGCAGUGUUUGGUUUGCGAACAGGACGAGUUCCGUUGCCGAUCGAAUGAGAAAUGCAUUCCGGAAAACCUUCGUUGUGACCUGAACUUUGACUGUUUCGACGGCAGUGAUGAGGAGGAUUGUGACGACUUUGGAUCGGGGGACACAACCCCUUUCGAUGAGGCAGAACUGAAUGCAUUUCCUCGGGUCUUUUCCUAUGCCAGUUUCCUGUCUCCCAAUGAGACAAAUGAUAAGCUAUAUACCUACAUCACAGCCACAACCGAUGAGGAGGCGGGUACGGAGACCAAGUACCAGGUUCAUCAGGUGGCAGCUCCUGCUCCGCCAGUUCCUCAAGCUCCUUCAGUCAAUGGAAGUGCCGAGGAGGCCACAGGAGGUCCUAAGGGAUUCGUCAACUUUCGCGACAGCAAAGAGAUCAUGAUGACCAGCGAUUCGGAGAACAAGUUCAAGUACUCAGCCCAGCGGGCCAACCGGACUUCGGUCAAGUUCAGUGUGGCAACCGCCCCAACUCCGGCGGCCCGGACGGCCAGUGCCAUUCCAAGUUCGGCUCUGGCCCAGCAGCGGGAAAGGGAGAGGGUUACCAGCACCACUUCAACCACAACAACAACGACAUCUAGGCCAUCCACAACAAUCCAGCCACGUUAUGAGAUGCUUGCUUCGGUGGGAGGUUGCCAGCCCCACGAACUGAGAUGUGUUAGUGGCAAGUGCAUCACAGUGAACCAGUUGUGUGAUAAGCAAAUUGAUUGUCCCGAUGCUGCCGAUGAGUUAAUGUGCGUUUAUCGAGACCGGGGAAGGAAGACAAGCACAACCACCAGCACAACAACAACUAAAUCACCGUCAACCACCAGUAAACCACCCACAACAGCACCACUUACAACGAAAACAACCGCAGGAACAACAACAACAACAAGCACAACCACUACUAAUCCGGUGACCAGUACAAGUACAAGGCGUCCGCCCAGGACCACGCCCAACCGAAGUCGAAAGCCCAAGUCUUAGAGUGAUGUAUCUUGUAUCUUAUGUUUAUUUAUAUCUCUAUCCAACUUCUCUCCACUUCACGUGUAUUUUAUCGCUCGCUAUAUGUAUGAUAUAUGUAUGUUCUACCUGUAAAUCUUUGUUAGCCUGUAAGCUUAGUGGCUAGACCAGUUUGACUAUUUGUAUGUGCGUGUAAAUUGUAUUUUUAGAAAUGAAUAAAGUCUAAGUUGUGAGUAGCUUAAAC
This is a messenger RNA of Drosophila bipectinata, 2911 nucleotides long. RefSeq lists its product as uncharacterized. The record is from RefSeq and is a predicted model, not a curated record. NCBI's taxonomy places the organism in Eukaryota, Metazoa, Arthropoda, Insecta, Diptera, Drosophilidae. Gene Ontology annotation, molecular function: protein binding.